CUCACCCUGACUGAAGUACCCUCUCAAGCCUCCCAAGCCAGUACCCAAGACUCUGACCCCAUGGAAGGGACCUCAGCAGCUGCAAAUUCCUCAAGCCUCCCUCCUCCAUCCCGAAGGUUAUCACAGAUAAGGCGUCGUAAGAAGAGAACGCGAGACGAGAUGUUUUCUGAAAUUAUGGAAUCCAGCCGCAGUGACAGAGCUCAUCUGAAUGAGUGGAAGGAAACAGUUUCAAAGUAUAGGAAAGAAGCCAGUGAAUGUGAGGACAGGAGGGACCAACGUGAGGACAUGAGGGACCAACGUGAGGACAGGAGGGACCAACGUGAGGAGAGGAGAGACGCUCGAGAUGAGAGGUGGCGGCAGGAAGACCAGAGGAGGCAGGAUGCAACGCUGGGGCUGCUGCGUGAGCAAACAGACAUGCUCCGGCGUCUGGUGGAGCUUCAGGAACGGCUGCUGGAAAACAGACUGCCGCUUCAGCCCCUGUUCCACCCUCCCCCCUCCCCAUGUUCCGUAUCCUCCUCACCCAGACGUGUAAGAACACGGGGGGGGGGAGGCUCCGUACACCUUCCCAUUCCACCCCAGUAGACAGCCCAAGCAAAAGGCUGUCAUUUUUUUAACCUUUUCUUUGUGGCUUUUUCCUUCCCAGCAAUCCUCCUCCCAAAUACCACCCGGGUUCCCUCCCUCUUUUUCUAAUCUAUUAAUAAAGAAUAAAUGAUUUUUAAAUGAUAGUGACUUUAUUUGGUUUGAAAGAAAGCUGGGGGAAGGGGGAGGGUGGGUUCCUUACAGAAAAUGAGUCAAUAAAGGGGGCGGGUUUUCAUGAAGGAGAAACAAACAGAUAUUUCACACUGUAGCCUGGCCAGUCAUGAAACUGGUU
Messenger RNA from Malaclemys terrapin pileata, 871 nucleotides. Its product is annotated as SRRM2 protein homolog rsr-2-like. Lineage: Eukaryota; Metazoa; Chordata; Testudines; Emydidae. The record is from RefSeq and is a predicted model, not a curated record. Bases 61 to 582 code for a protein of 173 amino acids. The transcript has 2 exons.